This is a messenger RNA of Zea mays, 2777 nucleotides long. RefSeq names its product serine/threonine-protein kinase-like protein At5g23170. The coding region runs from base 653 to 1945 and encodes 430 amino acids. Gene Ontology annotation, molecular function: protein kinase activity; ATP binding. NCBI's taxonomy places the organism in Eukaryota, Viridiplantae, Streptophyta, Magnoliopsida, Poales, Poaceae. Gene Ontology annotation, biological process: protein phosphorylation. The record is from RefSeq and is a predicted model, not a curated record. The transcript is spliced from 2 exons.
CUGCAAACGUUCCCUAGCUCAUGACAGAUAAACAUUCUCUGCUGCAGAUUUGUUCGCUUGCUGCGAGGCCCUUCCGGCGGCCAGCAGACCCAGCACAACCACUCCAUGACGGCCGGCAUGACUCCAACAAUUUCAGGUCCAAGAACUCCCAUGCACCGUCUGCUGAUGACAGAUAAACAAUAUAUAUAGAGAGAGAGAGAGGAGAGAAGGAAAGAAAAAAAGGAAUAGGAAGAGAGAGAGAGAGAGGGAGAAGAAAAUCACAAGAGGAAAGAGAGGGAGAAGAAAAUCACAAGAGGAGGGAAACAGCGAGUAAGCCACUUUAGCGUUCAAUCUCAUUGCUUGGUGUGUUAGGUUUGUUUUCUCUCUCUACGUACUGUUGGCAUUUUCCUUGAGAAGACAAAAUAUGUUCUUUAGGGGACCAGAGCAACAGCACCAUCAUCAUCACCCUCUUUCUCUCUCUAGAUUAGAGCAAUCUUUCUCUCUCAAAAAAAACUGCAAUGAUCAACUUUACCACACCCUCCUCUUCCUUUGAUGAUCCUUGCCGCCUUUGCCCCCCUCUUUGCCCUUUAUUCCCUGCCUCUAGUUGCUUUGCUUGCCGCUAACGAACUGCUUUCCAUUGCUAGGUCCUAGCCCCCUCUUCCAGCAACACGCAAUGCCCGCAGCCAUAGCUGCACCUGCUAGCCUAGCCAUGAAGGAGUUCUCGUACGAGGAGGUGGAGGCGGCGACGGGCGGGUUCGCGGCCAAGAACCUGGUGGGAAAGGGCAGCCACGGCAGCGUGUACAGGGCCAGGCUGAAGGAAGAAGGCGGCAGGACGGCCGUCGUCGCCGUGAAGCGGCCGUCGCACGCGCAGGGGGAGGCCAAGCUCGGCAACGAGAUCGCCGUGCUCUCGGCCGCCCCGCGCCACCCGGGGGUGAUCGGCAUCGUCGGGGUUUCGUCGUCCCCCGCCGGCGCCGCCGCGCCGGGGCCUCGGCUGCCUCCGCUGCUCGUCAUGGAGUUCAUGCCCAACGGGUCGCUGCACGACCUGCUGCACCGGUCGCCGAGGCCGCCGCCGUGGCCGCGCCGCGUGGAGAUCGCGCUGGACGUGGCGCGCGCCGUGCGGGCGCUGCACGCCGCGGCGCCGCGCGUCAUCCACCGGGACGUGAAGUCCGCCAACGUCCUCCUCGGCCGCGACGGCCGCGCCCGGCUCGCGGACUUCAGCCUCGCCGUCAGCGUCCAGGACGACGACGAAGGAGAAGGCUCGGCGUCGGCGGGGCCAGCGCCAGCGCCAGCCCCGGCGGGCACGAUCGGGUACCUGGACCCCUGCUACACGGAGGCCGGGCGGCUGGGCCCCGCGAGCGACGUGUUCAGCUUCGGCGUGGUGCUCCUGGAGCUGGUGAGCGGGCGCAGGGUGAUGGACGUGGACUCGUGCCCGUCGUCCAUCGUGUCCUGGGCCGCGCCGCUGAUCGGCGCCGGGCGCGCGCGGGAGGUGCUGGACGGCAGGGUGGCCGCGCCGCCCACGGCGUGCGCGGACCGCGUCCUCGCCGUGGCGGCGCGGUGCGUGUCGGACAGCGCGGAGCUGCGGCCGGCCAUGGACGAGGUGGUGUCCGAGCUGCGCGGCGCGCUCGAGAGCGCCGGGUGGCGGCGCCACCGCGACGGCGGCGUGGUGGAGCGGGUGUGCAGGCGCGUCGCGUCGUGGGGCCAGCGCGCGCGGCGGAGGAGCAAGAGGAGGGUGCGGGCCACGGCCACCAAGGUCGAGUGCGCCGAGCACUCCGGCGGCGGCGUAGCACUAGCAGUAGCACCCGAUCGCGACGGCUCGUCGCGGAACAACGGCAUGGUGAGCGGCGCGGCGGCACACUCGAAAGCAGAAGAGGACGCGUUGGCUCGAUUCGAGAGCGAAUUGGAUCUCGUUUUCAGGUGCAUAAGUCUAUCUAUCACAAUUCUAAGUCGAUUGUUUGGAAUAACAUAGAUUAUUCCAGACAUGAGAGCUUUUUAGAGAAAUCACAUGUACGCGGACCGUCUAGGCCCUAACGUCGGACCGUCCGCGGCACCUCUAUUCACCUCGGACAGGAACUAUGUUGGAAUCAUAUUCCUACUACGGACUGUCCGAUGGAGAGAAGAGCAUCAUCCGAGACCAAGCUCGGACCGUCCGACCCUCAAGCACGGAUCGUCCGCCCGUUGAAAACCAGAAAAACUAGAAGGUGCCAGGUUCGAUAAAAUUUAUUUUUAGUGUCCUCGUGGACCGUCCGGGGUGCAUGGCCGGACCCGGACCGUCCACGACUGCUUUUUUCUUACAUUUGACGACACAUUUAAUGCACUUAUAGCUGUUGAUAUAGUUGUUACUGUUGACCGUUGCGAUUUCAGUCAUUGAUGUGCAUUGGCAGGCCAUCCGGGCUAGGAGCGCAAACCGUCCGCUUUUGGCAUAAAGUGGGCAAUGGCUAGGAAGUGGUUGGUGGCUACAAAUACAACUCCAACCACCUCCAUUCAAUCAUCCAAACACUCCACUCAUCUACAUUCAAUACAAGAGCAAGCACAUCACUCCAAGACACAUUCAAACCUCCCAAGCUCCUCCAAGUGUCAUAAUUGUGACUAGUGAUCAUUAGUGAUUAGUGUCUUAGAAAGUCUAGAGAGAGUGUGAUCUUGUGUUUUUCUUAUUGCUCUUGUUGCUUGGCUUUGUUGAUCGUGCAUUCUUUCUCUCCUUCUAAGCUCUCAAUGACUUGUAAAGCUAUCAAAAGACACCUAAUUGUGUGGUGAUCCUUGCGGGGUCUAAGUGACCAUCGAGAUUAAGAAACAUUCAACCA